This is a messenger RNA of Funneliformis mosseae, 348 nucleotides long. NCBI's taxonomy places the organism in Eukaryota, Fungi, Glomeromycota, Glomeromycetes, Glomerales, Glomeraceae. The record is from the annotation of a GenBank genome assembly.
AUGCGUCCAAUAAUAACGGCAAGGUUAACAGCGGCACAAAAAUCCAAAGUCACAUUUACAUUAUUCUCAAGUGUUGCCCUAUUUGCAAUAUUUACAGUUGCAGCUCCAGCUCUCUUACCUUGUCCAGCAUUUGAUGAAACUCAACGUAAAGCAUUAUUAGAACAGCGUCGUAAAGCUAAAUUAAUUGGAAGAAAAGAAGUUGUCAUUGAACCUAGAAAGCAUCUACAGAAUAAUAAUAAUAUCAUAAAAGUAAAGAAUAAUACAUUUUGUUAUAUUUUAUCUGGUGGUUUAUGUGAUGUACUUGAAAAGAAGACAAUUGGAUAUUUAGCAUUUUGUACUGUAAUUUAA